Molecule: messenger RNA, 1892 nt
Organism: Acanthopagrus latus (yellowfin seabream)
Lineage: Eukaryota; Metazoa; Chordata; Actinopteri; Spariformes; Sparidae
Gene: sf3a3
Product: splicing factor 3a, subunit 3
Exons: 17
Coding region: 185-1690 (501 amino acids)
Biological process (GO): mRNA splicing, via spliceosome
Cellular component (GO): spliceosomal complex; nucleus
Molecular function (GO): RNA binding; zinc ion binding
Source: RefSeq, a predicted model, not a curated record
UGCUCGAUGUUUCUCUACGUGAAAUACAGUGACGGACGUUCACCAUUCGGACAUGCGUCGUUGAAAACAAACGUAUAACGUUACUGCACGGCCCGGGCGACUCGAUUUUUAUGCGAAGCAGCAGUUAGAUUUUUUUUUUUUGCCGUUUCUUGUUUUUACUAAACGUCCAACACAUCAUUUAAGUAUGGAGACUAUUUUAGAGCAGCAGCGUCGCUAUCACGAAGAGAAAGAAAGGCUAAUGGAUGCUAAAACAAAAGAAAUGUUGCACAAGAAGUCCACGCUACGGGAUCAGAUCAACUCUGACCACCGAACAAGAGCGAUGUUGGACAGGUAUAUGGAAGUGAGCGCAAAUCUCCGAGACUCCUAUGAAGACAAAGAUGGAAUGAGAAAGGAUGAACUUGCUGCCAUCUCAGGACCAAAUGAGUUUGCAGAGUUCUACAACAGACUGAAACAGAUAAAGGAGUUUCACAGAAAGCAUCCGAAUGAGAUUUCCAUUCCCAUGUCUGCAGAGUUUGAGGAGCUGAUGAAGGCCAGAGACAACCCCAGCGAGGAGGCUCAGAACUUAGUGGAGUUCACUGAUGAGGAAGGAUAUGGCCGCUACCUCGACCUCCAUGAUUGCUUCCUGAAGUACAUCAACCUGAAGGGAGCUGAGAAACUGGAGUAUAUUUCCUACCUGUCUUCAUUCGAUCAGCUGUUUGACAUUCCUAAGGACAGGAAGAAUGCAGAAUACAAAAAGUAUUUGGAGAUGCUGCUGGAAUACCUGCAGGACUACACGGACCGGGUCAAACCUCUGUUGGACCAGAACGAUCUCUAUGGCAAAGUGUUGUUAGACUUCGAGAAGAAGUGGGAUGUGGGGACAUUUCCAGGCUGGCCUAAAGAGACGAGCAGUGCUUUGACGCAUGCUGGAGCUCAUCUGGACCUCUCUGCUUUCUCCUCCUGGGAGGAGUUGGCCUCUUUGGGUCUGGACAGAUUGAAGUCUGCCCUCAUGGCAUUGGGACUGAAAUGUGGAGGGACUCUGGAGGAGAGAGCCCAGAGACUCUUCAGCACAAAAGGCAAAUCCCUGGAAUCACUGGACCCUUCACUGUUUGCCAAGAAUCCCAAAGCCAAAGGCCCUAAAAAAGACACGGAGCGUAACAAGGAAAUUGCCUUCCUAGAGGCUCAAGUCUAUGAAUAUGUGGAGAUCCUUGGGGAGCAGAGGCAACUGACUCAUGAGAACGUCCAGAGGAAGCAGGCCCGGACCGGAGAGGAGCGCGAGGAAGAGGAGGAGGAGCAGCUCAGUGAGAGUGAGAGCGAAGAUGAAGAUAAUGAGAUCAUCUACAACCCCAAGAACCUGCCGCUGGGCUGGGAUGGCAAGCCGAUUCCAUACUGGCUAUAUAAGCUCCACGGACUGAACAUCAACUACAACUGUGAGAUCUGUGGAAACUACACCUACAGGGGACCCAAAGCCUUCCAGAGGCACUUUGCAGAAUGGAGGCAUGCUCAUGGUAUGCGCUGUCUUGGAAUCCCCAACACUGCUCACUUCGCGAAUGUCACACAGAUUGAGGACGCUGUCUCUUUGUGGGCAAAGCUGAAGUCCCAGAAGGCGUCAGAACGGUGGCAGCCAGACACAGAGGAAGAGUACGAGGACUCGAGUGGAAAUGUGGUCAACAAGAAGACCUAUGAGGAUUUGAAGAGACAAGGCUUAUUGUAGAUUGAGGAGAAUGUGACUGAGUCACACAGAAGACAUGAAAAACAUCUGAUGAGCGUCCUUUAAUUUUUUAUCACCCACCUUUCUUUUUAUUUGUAUGUAGUAAUGUUUUACAGGCUGUGCCCCACCCUCCAUUCCUCCCUUUGAUAACAUUGUAAUGUGGCAAAGAUUGAUCAUUAUAAUAAACUGAGUACUUUUGUUUCCA